Molecule: messenger RNA, 456 nt
Organism: Paramecium primaurelia
Lineage: Eukaryota; Ciliophora; Oligohymenophorea; Peniculida; Parameciidae
Source: the annotation of a GenBank genome assembly
GUCAAAAGUUCUGUUAGAUAGUGUAGAAAUAAAAAGAUUAAUUGUAACAACUAAUUGUAGAGUGAUUGAUUUCGAUGAUAAUCCUUGUAUGAAUUAGGCUUACAAAUAUAUGUAAGUUCAGCUUCACUAAAAAUCAGGAAUAAUAACAAUAAGAUUUCUUCUAUCUUCUAAGAAGAUUAGAUAUUGGAUAUAAAUAAAAAUAUUAAGAACAGAAUGCAAUUUUAAAUCACAAAUUAGACUUUUUGAUGGACGAUACUGUAAAUUAUAUGAAGUAAGAUUAGAUUUAAAUCAAUAAAUGAGUGAAGUGUAUAAGAGAUUUAGAAGAAAGUGGAAAAGCAUUUAAUGGCUAGGGGUCAAUAUCAGUUGCUUAAUUAGAGGUUAGAAAUAAUUUUCUUAUUGAUGUUGUUAAAAGUUUGGAUUAAAAUUUAUUAUUGGUCGAAAAAUUAGUAAAAAGGG